AUGUCAGAGGACCAGGAAGAACUGAAUUUGAACGAGCUCGUGGGUAACCUACUCGCAGCACACAACGAAGAGGCUGAGGCUCCGCAGCUGGAACAAGGCUCACUUGAUGAGUUAGACGAAAUCCCCGAACUCCCGGAACAGACCGGAAGUCAAGAUGCAGAACUCGGAGACGAUGAUUUGGCCGCUGUGGUGGCCCAAGCUAUUGGGGGCAUGGAGGAGCCUGAAAGUCAGAGAUCGGCUGAAGCUACGACGGAAUUACACGGUGACCAAAUACAGGAACUGUCUGAAGAAAAAGACCAGCCACAAAGCAAAGAAGAAGAAUGGGCCCAAAUUCUUCAACAGGGUCUUUUGCAAGAAAGCCAACAACAGCAUCCUGAUCAGUUGGAGGAAUCCUUAAACACCGGCGAUGGAGCUAAUGAGAACUUGGACCAUGAAGAUGAAGCCCUGCGAAGGGCUAUUCUUGAUUCCUUGCAAGCGCUCAGUGUAGGCGAAAAUCAAGGCGUACCGACAAAAUCGCAUGAUGAGCCGAAAGUUAAGCACAAGAGCAAGAGCAAGGAUACUCACAAGGACAAGUCGAAGGAGAAGAAGAGCAAGAAGAAAGACGCUAAAAAGCCCACAAAAAAGAAGUCUUCGAAGAAAAAGAAGGACUCGCUGAAGAAGAACAAAGAGGCUCCUAAAAGUUCUUCUUUGACGAGGCAAGGCGGCGAUGAUGACAUCCUGAACUUCGAAGAUGUAAUCAAAGGCUUUAUGGAGCAAGGCGCAGUCGAACCUGCUGACCAAGAAACUACCAACGCUAGUGGGCGUCGUACGGCGGGGACGGGAGACGCAACUGACGCAGAAACACAAGCCUUUGUCGAGGCCACGCUGCGAGCUUUUGAAAGCGAGCUGCUUUCUGGCACAACCUCAGCACCUAGUACCAAAACAAAAAGCACACAGAAAAAACCACUGUUAGCCGAAGAUCGAUCUGUUGUAGCAAGCACUCAUGGUCACAAGACUACGAGAAUACCGUCUCAUAAUUCGUCGGCCUCCAGUUCUAAGAAAAAGAGCUCAGAGUCAUCCAAAAAGAAGAAGUCUUCGAAGGGAGAUAGUCGGCGAAAAGAGGGUUAUAACGAAGAUGACUUCUCCAGAGCUUUGGCUGAAAUGGUCAAUCAGGUUGUCAAUACUUCAAUUUCUGAUGUACAACCAAGAGUUUUGACACAACCUGAAGGACCACUGGUGCCGCAAGGCGCUUUACCUCACACGGCUGUUGAGCCGGCCUCUGAUCAGCAGAAUACUGAAAGGACUGAGGCAGCCGACGCGAUGGGUGGAGCAGGAGAUAUAUCAAUGCUCAAUAACUCCCAGUUACUUCAGGAGCAUGAAAGUUUUGGAGCAGACUCUACUUCGAAUACGUUCCCGCCCUCUGGAGCUUCUGCCGGAACACAAGUCGGAAAUGAGGUCCUGGACACAGCCUUACCAGAAGGCGGUUCAAUCAGCAGAAACCCUGACGUUGACUUGGUGAGUUUAACAGAGGGUUUGGAUCUCAAUCAAAUAAUGCAAAACGCUAUGGCUUUAGCUUUCCAGGGGCAGUCAGGGGAGCAGAUGAACCAGUCUGCUGUUGACGACUUCAAUCGCCAACUUGGUGGCAUUAAUUUGUCGCAGCUGUUGGAUAGCUCGAUUGGGUCCACCAAAGCGAAGAAAAAGGCAGCAAAAGCUUCCAAGAAGAAAGAUGCGACAGAGAAAUCGAGUUCAAAACUUCAGUCGCCUAAGAAGCAUAGUAGCAAGAGCAAGAAGCAUGGGGUUUCGAAUCAAGAGUUAGCCGCAGCUUUAGAAGCAGGAUCUUUUAGCAUUCCGGGGUUCACUCAAGGUUUACCAAAAACCCUCUUAACAGCGAAGCCCGAGAAGCUUGCUAGCUCUAAAAAAUCCACAUCCGCCCCUCAGGUUUCUGAGAGGCAAUGGAGGAAGAAGUUCAAAGCGGCAGCAACAGAAGCUGCGGCGAAAGCCAGGCGGCAAAGAAUGGACAGAAACAAGGCGCAGCGCAGCAAAAUGAAGGAAGAACGUCGAAUAGCGCGUCAGGACAAACAGCUCAAGAAGAAAGAGAGACAAGAGAAAGAAGAGGCGGAGAGAAAAGAACUGGAAAUAAUUGUUGCAAAAGGACCACCAUAUCCUCCCGAUUUGCGCCUGACGAAAAGAGGUAGACCAAAGAAACCCUUCCGUAGAUACACUGCAGAAGAGAUGAAAAAACGGGCGUCUAUGCCAUCCUUAAUUGACACUGAAUCUUCAAAGAGGGUAAAGAAGGACAGGAAGAAAAAGGAGAGGAAGCCUAAGAAAAUUCCUCUUUCUGCCCUCAGGAAGAUACCUCUAUUCAAUUUUAUCAAAAAGCAAAUGCCAUUGGGCUUGCAAAGUAGGCUCAACGAUAUUGAUGGCACUUUGGCUCGGAUACCAUUAGGCGGAAGCCGUGAGCUACCUAGUAGGGAAAACACACAUCCCCUUCUGUCGAGCGCCCUUCAAAACCACUUGUUCAACAGUCUUCAGAACGCAGUUUUUGAUGAUAAAACCGCCGAGAGGGAACAUGAGAUCGAAACAGUAGAAACUCAAAAAACCAUUAUUCAUCGCGAGAAGUGUUCAUUCCAUCCUCCAUGGGCUAUUCCUGAGCAUCCUCCAUUUGUUUUACCCACAGCCAGAAGAAAAAAGAGAGGAGAGGACGUUGAUGGGAGUCUGAGAAAGUCCUCGAAAGACCGCAAACAUAGAUCUAAGAGUAAAGGCGCCAAUUUUGUUUCUGGUAGUAAAAUCAUUCCAGCUUCUCUUUUCCCAAUAAUUAAUACACUCAAGGCAGCCGCAAUGGCAAGGGCAGCAGCUGGAGCAACACCUGAAGAAGCUAGUAGGCAUCUAGGAAACAUGUUGCGAACAGCCAGAAUGACAAUAGCCCAAACUCUUGCCAACGCACGGGGACAAGGUAACAGAAACUAUGGCUCUCUCAAAAACUUCGAUGACAUCAAGCAGAUGCAAGAGAAAGACCAGGCGUUGAAAAAGAUUCCGAUCUUCAGUUUGAGCAGCAUCAAGGCCAUCAAAGACGAUAGUAAAAAAGACAGUUCACAGACUGCGGAACCUUCUACUAUUCCGCAAAACGACGACAGCAAGGCUGUACCUGCUGUCAACGAAGUUUCUUCGAAUACUGGUGAAAUGCAGCCAGAAACCACUUCAUCGCCGCCCAAGCAGGUAAGUAGCGAGGCGGUGGCAGAUGAAAAGGAAGUAUCUGAGCAUGAUCCUACAGCGGCGAUAGGGAGCCGUUUGACUUCACCUAGUGAUAAAGAGGAUCAGGUGUCACCGCCUCCUAAAAUUGGACUUCGGCAAAAUGAUGAGGAUCAUGAGGCAGUAAAAAGCCAAAGCAGCGUCGACUCUGAUGAAAAAUACUUAGUUGGAAAGAACCAAGCUGAGGAAAUAUCUCAGAAUGCAGAGCCCAAGAAAGCUGAAUCAGAGGGUCAAGGGUCCGCGCCUAAGGAAGUUUCAAGUGACCUGACCAAACCACAGACAGGAAUUACACUUAUCAAGACAGAAACAGGCGUUAGGUUGCCACCAGAAGAAGAUGGCCCAAGGGCGAAUUCGAAAGAGGGACUAAGCCAGCCGGACGACGAGCUUCCUGCUGAAAUUAAGAGCGAGCUCACACGCGCAAUAAACGACUUGAUUAUCCCGUACCCAAAGGUGAAAAAGAGGUAUACAAAAACACCUCCAGUGUUGAAUCUAGAGGGUUUGGUUCCCCCUGGUUCAAUACCCCUCUUCAAAUCUGAAAACUCUGACAUUCGAACUAUUGGAGGUCAACGGGAAACAACAAAUACUGCAAAUAUUGACACUACAACAAAAAGAGCCAAUCCAGCUAAACAGCCCUCCGUGGUCGAAACAAAAUACGAAUUCAGCCUCCCAACCAAAAACAUAAGAGGGGAGCCUCUAAGAGCUAUCUCCAUCUUAAGAAGAGCGAAGGAUUAUCUGACUGGCGAAGAGCUCACGAAACUCAAGAAGUGUAUCACCAACGAACGCAAGAGAAAAUGGCGAGAAGCAAACGCAAAAAAGAACAAAAACCACGACCUAAGGGCGCGAUUGAAAAAAAGAGCGAACGCGCUUUUCGGCGAGCAGGACUCUACGGCCAAAUCCGAAUGGUGUGAAACUGAGUAUACCAAAAGAGCUGUGAAAGUCGAGAAUGAGUCUGGGGAAGCGCUCGCGCAAGGUUCUUCCGAACCAACUACGAGUGUUUCCGACGCCGAGGUCCUUAAUAUGAUUGCAUCAACCUUUAACAAGGAGAGCGUAUCCCGAUCAAUCGAGAAAGACAUUAAUGACGAGGCGAAUUUAAUCUUGGCUGACAAGAAACCCACUAAAAAAAGGACUACCGCUCCCACGAGGAAGCCUAUUAAAAUAGACGCGGAAACUACUGUACCUGCAAGCGAUGCAUUACACGAGGGAAACAAUUUUAGGGAGAACAACACCAAAAUCGCAGGCGAGCCUAAUGCAGGCGAGCCUAUUGAUCCAAUAUUCAUGCAAAUGGGAAAGAGAGGCCGCGAAGAAGGCCACGAGAAUGACACAAAUGGAGCCAAGCGCGCGAAGACUAAGGGCUGCCUCGGUGCUAACAUACUGAGAAGGCCUGCAUAUAUUAAUCUUGAAAACAAGUAA
Messenger RNA from Lachancea thermotolerans CBS 6340, 4638 nucleotides. RefSeq names its product Spp41p (gene SPP41). The record is from RefSeq and is a predicted model, not a curated record. Lineage: Eukaryota; Fungi; Ascomycota; Saccharomycetes; Saccharomycetales; Saccharomycetaceae. The transcript has a single exon. Gene Ontology annotation, molecular function: double-stranded DNA binding; single-stranded DNA binding. Gene Ontology annotation, biological process: double-strand break repair via homologous recombination; interstrand cross-link repair. Bases 1 to 4638 code for a protein of 1545 amino acids.